Messenger RNA from Selaginella moellendorffii, 1940 nucleotides. Its product is annotated as beta-hexosaminidase 2. Lineage: Eukaryota; Viridiplantae; Streptophyta; Lycopodiopsida; Selaginellales; Selaginellaceae. Gene Ontology annotation, molecular function: beta-N-acetylhexosaminidase activity. The record is from RefSeq and is a predicted model, not a curated record. Gene Ontology annotation, biological process: glycosaminoglycan metabolic process; carbohydrate metabolic process. Bases 88 to 1866 code for a protein of 592 amino acids. The transcript has 3 exons. Gene Ontology annotation, cellular component: membrane.
GUGGACAAACAACAUUGGAGCUGUUCACUUCUUCAAUCCAUAAAAUCUUCUGUUUGGGCGGCAGCUCUAGAGGAUUCACAUCACAAAAUGGAGAUGAGAAGACUGUUCGGCUUUCUCAUCUUCUGGUCCGUGCAGGUUUGCAGGGGCUCCGAUUUGUUUCUGUGGCCGCAGCCUCAGAUUGUUGAGGCCAUCGACAGGUCAUGCCAUUUGAUUUCACCAACAUUCACGAUCUCGGUGCCUGCGGGUUCUCCAAAGCUGUUGCGAGCUGCUGCAUCGAGGUACAAGCGUCAAGUUUGUACUGAGAAAUGGUCUGCAGUGUCCAUUCAAGCUCGCAUUUCUUCUCAGUCCGCACAAGCAACUAUUUCACGGCUCGUCAUCUCCGUGUCGGACUUACGAGCCGGCUUACAGAAUGGUGUGGACGAAUCCUACACACUGGUGGUUUCAGAGGGUGACUCUGCCUCGAUUGUGUCGAACACAACGUGGGGGGCUCUCCACGGGCUGGAAACAUUCUCUCAACUGGUGCAGUUUGACUCGCAAGCUCGCAAGCUCUUCAUAAGCUACGGGGUCCGAAUCACAGACUGGCCGCUCUACUCUCACAGGGGACUCCUGCUGGACACAUCCAGGAACUUCUUUCCGGUCAAGGACAUACUUCGGACCAUCCAGGCUCUCAGUUACAACAAGCUCAACGUCUUCCACUGGCACAUAUCGGACUCGCAUUCGUUCCCUCUACUCCUGGAGUCGGAGCCGGAGCUGUCCAAAAAAGGCUCGUAUGGGCCGGAGUUUACGUACUCACGUCAGGACGUGAAGCGCAUUGUGGCCUUCGCCAGGUCUCGCGGUGUCAGAGUUAUCCCCGAGAUCGACGCUCCAGGACACACAGCAUCAUGGGGAGCGGCGUACCCAGAGAUGUUAACAUGCCUGGGAAAGAUGUGGUGGGAUCCCAACACUCAAGACUGGAGCAAACGCAUGGCGUCGGAGCCAGGUGCCGGGCAGCUCAAUCCCCUACACCCAAAAACUUACCAGGUUCUCAAGCACAUCAUCGAGGAGGUGACGGCCCUCUUCCCGGACUCCUUCUACCACGCAGGGGCCGACGAGAUAGCCCCCGGCUGCUGGAACGCGAGCGAGGAGCUCUCACGCCUCGUCUCCUCCGGGAACGCCACCAUGGGCAGCCUCCUGGAGCUCUUCGUCAACAGGACGUACCCGAUGAUCGCGUCGCGCAACAAGACGGUGGUGUACUGGGAGGAUAUUCUGCUCGACGCCGCGGUCAACGUGUCUGCUGACCUCCUCCCCAGGGGGUCAACGGUCAUACAGACGUGGAACAACGGGGCCAUCAACACCAAGGCGGUGACGUCGGCGGGGUACCGCGCGGUGGUGUCGUCGUCCGACUUCCUCUACCUCGACUGUGGUCGCGGCGACUUCCUGCUCAACGACUCGCGAUUCGACCAGCCCAACCGGACGGUGGUGCCGCCGUCGCUGAGCAUCACCGGUGACGACGCGUCCUUCAACUACGGUGGUAGCGGCGGGUCGUGGUGCGCGCCGUACAAGACGUGGCAGCGGAUCUAUGACUUUGACUUGGCGUACGGGCUGACGCGGCAGGAGGCGGCGCUUGUGAUUGGCGCUGAGGCCGCCCUGUGGUCUGAGUUGGCCGAUGCGAACGUGCUGGAUGGGCUGGUGUGGCCGCGGACUUCCGCGCUGGCAGAGGUGACGUGGUCAGGGAAUAGAGACUCCAGCUCCAAGAAGCGGACGACUGAGGCAGGAAAGCGGCUGGUGGAGUGGCGGGAGAGAAUGGUGUCACGGGGAGUGGCAGCUCACCCGAUGAUGCCACGCUGGUGUAUCUUAAAUCAUGGGUUGUGUAACAUUAACAUAUGACGAAAAUAAUUUUGCAUUUAAAUUUAAAAUUUAUAUGUAUAAUAAUAAAUUUAAGUAAAUCAAAACUUUACAAA